AUGGAUCGUUCAAUAGAAGUCACUUUCAGAGUAAAAACACAACAGGUUAUAAUACCAGAACAAAAUAUCCAGGAAAAUGAACUUCCUUUGCGUCGGUGGCAGAUGGAGCUCCUUAUGCUAGAUGCAGAAGGAAACGAAGUGGAGCCUACCAUCCUCUCCAAAUGCAUAUACCAUUUGCACCCUAGCUUUAAACAGCCCAGAAAACGACUGAAUUCGCUUCCAUUUCUUAUCAAGGAAACUGGCUGGGGAGAGUUUAAUCUAAAAAUAGAGUGCUUCUUCAUGGACAACGCUGGGAAGUUUAGCAUUGAACAUGAUUUAACGUUUGAGGAUGAUGCAUAUGCAGUUGAUUAUACCGUUAAUGUGCCUUAUGAAUUUUCACAUCUCAAUGGGGAGCUUUCCAAAUAUUUCGAUGUCCCGUGGAGAGUUGUGUCUCCAGAAGAGGAGAUGUCUCUCCGUAUGGCCGAUUUGCCCUGGGUUAAAAGUCUUGCGCUUAUAGAUGAGGACAUGAUGACGGACGUUGUUCAAAUGAUAUUGAAUGACCCAGCAGUACAGAAGGCAAUUGAAAAUCAUCCUAGGAGGGAGCGAUUUUUUAUGUUUAUAACACAACUACCGGACGAAUUGUUAACUAGAAUUCAGGCUUUUUUGAAAUUUUCAAAUAAUCGAUCCACUAGACAAGAGAUGGAAAAUCUUGCCUCAGACGCAACCAGUUUUCCAACUCGUAAAGAAGAGCCAAUACAGGUUCAUGAUAAGCGAAGUAGUUUUAAGCCAUUAUGA
This is a messenger RNA of Saccharomyces paradoxus, 774 nucleotides long. RefSeq names its product Sas5p (gene SAS5). The record is from RefSeq and is a predicted model, not a curated record. Gene Ontology annotation, cellular component: NuA4 histone acetyltransferase complex; Swr1 complex. Gene Ontology annotation, molecular function: histone binding. The coding region runs from base 1 to 774 and encodes 257 amino acids. NCBI's taxonomy places the organism in Eukaryota, Fungi, Ascomycota, Saccharomycetes, Saccharomycetales, Saccharomycetaceae. Gene Ontology annotation, biological process: regulation of transcription by RNA polymerase II; chromatin remodeling. The transcript has a single exon.